Lingula anatina is the source of this 845-nucleotide messenger RNA. RefSeq lists its product as uncharacterized. The record is from RefSeq and is a predicted model, not a curated record. Lineage: Eukaryota; Metazoa; Brachiopoda; Lingulata; Lingulida; Lingulidae.
CGUUAGAAAAAAACUUUGUGCGCAUCGAUUGCAGCACCUCUUUGUAAAGUUAGUUCCGUGGGUGCCUCACUGGGAUUGCUUUUAAUACAUACUUGCCAUGUUAUGAUGAAUGAUGAUACAAGGUAAUCAGUUUGUCAGUAAGUGCCAAAGAAACAUUGAACGUGUUUGUAAUGUGAAGUUAAAAAAUUUUUCAGAUCGUAUCUUUACUGCAUUGGAGGAAGUUAAGGCGGACCAAAAAAAACUGAAGAAGCUGUUUCUUCAGCAUGUAAAGAAAGGAACAGCCAAUGGCAAUGAUAAUGUUAAUGCAGAAAGCUUGCCUCGGGAUACAUUUCGGCUGACAUCUUUGGAGGCGGUGGAUGAUUUUGAACGGAGUUUUGUUGACAACACCUCUUUAAAAACACAAGUUGUGAAACAUCUGGUUGCCUUCGAUGGGAGGACAGUUGUUGAGGACACAAGAAGGAAACUGGAGGAAAUCUUCAGUAACCAAGUCGCUGAAAGAUAUAACCUGAGUGGCAAGGGGAAUAAACAGAAGAGAGCAUUCCAACAACUUGCACUGUGUAGACUUUUGUUUGGUAAGAACAUUUCUUUUUAUGCCCCUGUUUUCUGAUCUCCAAAGGUUGGCAGGGUGUGUACAUAGUCAAAAGUCUGAAAUUAGUCAUUUUCAUUUUCAAGGCCUUAAAACGUCUUAAUUACUUUCUUGAUUUCCUUUUGGAGGUCUUAAAAAUCUAUGCAACUUUGACUACCAUUUUCAAUCACUUGGAAGUCCAACUUUUUGGCACGGAUUUGUGUGCAACUUUACUAAAUUAUUGCUCAUUAUGAUCUUUUAGAUGCUGUUAGAAAAAGUU